This is a messenger RNA of Malassezia sympodialis ATCC 42132, 1635 nucleotides long. RefSeq names its product ankyrin repeat domain-containing protein. The record is from RefSeq and is a predicted model, not a curated record. Lineage: Eukaryota; Fungi; Basidiomycota; Malasseziomycetes; Malasseziales; Malasseziaceae. Gene Ontology annotation, molecular function: protein binding.
AUGUCUCGCAGCGGGGCCCGCCCGAGCGGCGCCGGGCCGUAUGUCCCUUCGCCGCCGUUGCCUAUCUGGGCACGUACCUCCAGCCCUGAUCCACCUCCGGAGGCGCCGCUCGUGCCGAGCCUGGGUCUCCAUCGGGCUACAAGCUCCGGCAACUUGUCGCUGGUACUCUAUGCGCUCGAGAAUGGGCAGUCGCCGAACACGGCCAUCCAUGGCAUUACCCCACUGCAUGUGGCUGCGUGCAUGGGUAAUGUUGCCACGGCCAACCUGCUGAUGAGCUUCGGCGCCGACGUCAACCAGCCCAAGGGCCGCUCGCGAGUGGUCGGCCCGGGCAUCGAGGGCUCGACGCCCUUGCACUUUGCCGCAGCUAAUGGCCACAUGGAGCUUGUGCGCACGCUCCUGGCACAUGGAGCACGACCGCAACCGGUGGAUCGAAGCGGAAAUACGCCUGAGAUGCUGGCUUCUGCCUUGCAGAGCACGCAAUGCGUGUCUCUCUUGAGACAGUGGACCGACAUGUACGGCCCUGACGGGCACACGGAUCCUGCAGCCCUACAGGAAACGUAUGUAUGGGGUGAUCGAGUGAUCCUUGCGCCCUCGCGCGAGGGCACACCUGUGACUGGCGCGCUCUCGCCUGUCUUAUCGGGCCAGGGGCUGCGCGACGGAACACCGCCUCACAGUCCCAGCGUGCCAGAGGUGCGGCCACGCUCGAGUAUCCCGGCCCUGAUUGAGAAGGCCUCGCAUCCAGCCUCGUCACUCCGUGCGGCGCUCUUUUCAUCUAGCGCGUCAGGCCGGAGCGACGACGCGUCUGGGCGAUCAUCCCGUCUGCCCACCCGGGCCAGCCUGACGGGACUCUUCCGCCGCGGCUGGCCGCUGGCAGACGAGGAGAUGGAAAGCCGGUCGGGGCGCUCUUUGCGACCAGAGUCUGUCCUUUCGACGCGGCCACGUUCGUCGUCCAAGAGCUCGAUCAGCACGGCUACUACGUCGACGCCACCACCAUCCACACCGAGCCAGACGACCUCCGCGCAUCUCCCUCCGCCUGUAUCGUCCACCCUGCCCAUCCGCACAUUGCUGAGCUCGUCACCGGCACGCUGGUGGCCCCAUACCCAUGCCAGCACGUCCCCGGAGACAGCGCGUGGGCCACCGCUGGCUCCGCCCAUCCAUCCUUCUCAUGCCCGUCGGCGACGCAGCAAUAGCGCGACGCAGACUCGUUCAGGGCCCGAGCGCGAAAGUACUACACGUGCACGGGCGCAUUCCGAAGUGACGACGCUGCCGUCACUCGACAUUAUGGUUUCGUCUGCAUGGUCGCUUCCCCCGACGCCGACACCGCAGGGACAGUCAGUCCCUGUGUCGCAUGCGUCACCGUCCCCGGUCCCUAUGCGUGCGCCUACGCCGGGCUUCACUCCAGCAGUGGCGUCCCACAGCCUCUUACAGGCACUGCGGCCAGUAGCGCGCGUGAGCAACGAGCCUGUGCCGUCAGAGGCACAACACGAAACUAGUGUGCGGCGCCCCGCGCUGCCGUCAGAGCCACUACCUGCCCUAUCGUGGCAAGAGCCGCCGGCGUCGGACGAUGCAAGUCAUUCCAAAUUGGCUCUGUACCUGGCCCAAGUGGGCUCGUCCAUGCACCGUGAGUUGCCAUAA